This is a messenger RNA of Maudiozyma saulgeensis, 2016 nucleotides long. NCBI's taxonomy places the organism in Eukaryota, Fungi, Ascomycota, Saccharomycetes, Saccharomycetales, Saccharomycetaceae. The record is from the annotation of a GenBank genome assembly.
AUGGCUAGGAAAAAUAGAUCACAAUUUUCUAUCCAAGAAAGGACAGCCAAAAAAAGACAACACGAAGAUGCACUUCUUGCAAGUGGUACUUUUGAUGAUGUUGGUGAGAUUCCUGCUGAUAUGAUAUCUUCCGAGGUUGAGACUCAUUCUAGAAAGAGACGUUCAUCGUCCUGGGAUGAUGAAGAACAAGAUUAUGAAUUGAAACCAAGAGUCCUAGAUAAUCCUGAAGAAGAUAUGGUAGAAGGUCUUCCUAUUAAAAUCAAUGGUAAAGUUGAAAGAAACCUCUUGAAGAGACAAAAGAAAAAACACGAAAUUGAAGAAGAAGAAGAAGAAUCUGAAGAGGAAACCAAGAAUGAACAAUCCAAAGAAGAAAUGAAAGGAGGAGCUGAAGAAGAAGAGGAAGAAGAACCUGAUACGGAAGAAAAAGUUUUACAAUUGCAAGAGGAGAUCGCAGAUAUGGUUGAAAAUAUCAUGGAAGACCCAGAAGAGAACACCAGAUACCUUACCCGUCUUGUUAAGAUGGUUCAAUCUAAGAACCCAAAUACUUGUAAAUUUUCAAUGCUUGCUUUAGUUCCUGUGUUCAAUAGCAUUAUUCCAGGUUAUAGAAUCAGACCAUUAAGUGAUAUCGAAAAGAAGGAAAAAGUAUCCAAAGAAGUUUCUAGAUUAAGACAUUUCGAGCAAAAUUUAGUUGUAAACUACAGAAAUUAUAUUGAACGAUUGAAUGUUCUAUCCAAAGUUGCCAAUAAUGAAGACCCCAUUAAAGUUGCACUUGGUGUGAAUGCAAUGCAAGCAGCUACUGGUAUAAUCUCUAAUGCAUCCCAUUUCAACUUUAGAGCAGAGGUGUUCUCAAUUUUGGUUCGUCGUAUUUGUAAACCAAAUCUACGUGUAGAUCCUAUUGCACCAACCAUUAUUAAGAGUGUGGAAUCUCUAUUUACUGGAGAUGAUGAAGGUAGUAUAUCUGUCGAAAUUGUUAGAAUCUUCUCAAAAGUUCUAAAGGUAAGAAAUUACAUGAUUGAUGAAUCUACUAUGAAUAUCCUACUAUCCCUUGACGUUUUACAAGAUUAUGAUCCAAAUACAAGAGAAGAACAAAAUGAGAUGAAAUUCAAAAUUAAGAAGAAGGAUAGAGUACAUUUAUCUAAAAAGGAGAGAAAAGCUAGAAAGGAAAUGAAAGAGAUUGAUGAAGAAAUGAGGAAAGCAGAACUUGUAGUCUCAGCAGAAGAAAGAGAGAAAAAUCAAGCUGAAAUAUUGAAAUUAGUUCUUGCGUUAUAUCUAAAUAUUUUAAAAGUUGGCCAUACCAAUCUUGUCGGUGCCGUAUUGGAAGGUUUAUCUAAAUUUGGUAAUAUGGCCAAUUUCGAUCUUUUAGGGGAUUUCCUGGAAGUCAUGAAGGAGAUAAUUAUUGAAACUGAUCUAACAGAAUUAGAUCCUUCUGAAGUACGAAAAGUAUUACUGUGCAUUGUGAGUUCCUUCUCAUUAGUAUCAAAUAAUAGACAUAUGAAGAUAUCAGUAGAUUUAUCUACAUUCGUCAAUGCAUUAUAUGCUAUCCUCUUCAAUGUUGCGUUAGAUGCUGAUAUUGAAUUAUCCUAUAAAUCAUUGAGACUUGCCGAUCCAUUAAACUUGGAGUUAGUAAAACCAUCAGUCAAUGUUUCUACAAAGGCUGAAUUACUCUUAAAGGCUCUUGAUUAUACCUUUUUCAGAACAAAUUCAGGAACUAGAGAAAGGGCCGCAGCAUUUACUAAAAGAUUAUACGUUGCUAUAAUGCAUACACCUGAGAAGACAACAGUUGCUCUUUUGAAAUUUAUUGAUAAAUUAAUGACAAAAUAUCCAGAUAUUGGAGGAUUAUACUCCACUGAAGACAGAAUUGGUAAUGGUUCAUACAAUAUAAAUAUGGACAUCAUAUCGAGAUGUAACGCUGGGGCUGCCACAUUAUGGGAGAAUUCAUUGCUUUCAAAACAUUAUUGUCCUGCAGUAACAAAAGGAAUCAAUUCAUUGUCAAAGAGAUCUAAGGAAUCUAAAUAA